This is a messenger RNA of Paramecium tetraurelia, 1269 nucleotides long. RefSeq lists its product as uncharacterized. The transcript is spliced from 3 exons. NCBI's taxonomy places the organism in Eukaryota, Ciliophora, Oligohymenophorea, Peniculida, Parameciidae. The record is from RefSeq and is a predicted model, not a curated record.
AUGUUCCAUGUUUAUGGCAAAAUGGAUUAGUUGGACAGAAAAGAACAAUUAGAUAACUUCAAGAGGAAUCAAGUGAAAGUGUUGAUUGUUACUGAUUUAGCAAGUAGAGGUAUAGAUCUACCAUUCGUGGCCAAUGUUAUACAUUAUGAUUAUCCAUCCAAUCCUAAAAUAUUUAUACACAGAUCUGGUCGUACAGCAAGAGCAGGUAAGGCAGGUUAUGUAUAUGCAUUGAUAUCAUCAGAGGAGAUUCUUUACAUUAAAGAAACAAUGGUAUAUGUUGGUAGAAAAUUGGUCAAUGACGGUGAUUUUAGUGACCCUUCUUAGGCAUUUUAUGGUAGUAUGCCAAUUGAAUUGUUGAUGUAAAAUCAAGAGAAAUUGAAUGACUUGAAUGAUGACAUUGAGUUUUAGAACUUUAAAGAAAUAGCUACCAGAGCCAAUGAAAAGUUUCGUAAGACUAGAGGAUCAGCCAAGAAAGUGAAGACAAAUAUAGAUACCAGUUUAGUGCAUCCGUUGUUUAAGGAUAAGAUCUAAGUUGAGGAGGACACAAAGGAUAUGCUUAAUUAAAUUAAGAAUUUCAAAUCUGCUUAGAGUGUUAUAGAAAUCAAGAAGUUUGAAUCAAAUUAGAAAUCAGAUCCUUUUAUGAAGGCUGUGUCUCAUUUGAAGGAUGUACAAAAGCGUAAGCCUCUUCCAAAGAUCGAAUUGAAGGAAUAGCCGAAAUCACUAAAUAUAGAAAAUUUUAUGGAUCAAAAGUUCUUUAUUCCAACUUAGAGAGACCCAACAAAAAAGUCAGAAUUCGAAGACUUACAUAAGAUUACGUUGGAGGAUAUAAAUCCAUUUGUAAUUUCAGAUGGAACUGAUGCACUUCGUAAGAGGAAAUAGAUGGUUUGGGAUAAGGAUAAAAAGAAGUAUGUAAACCCAAAGGCAGCAUAAUAGUAAGAUAAGGAGGAUCGUGGGAUGAAGGUUGAAAAAGGAAAGCAGAAUUUUAAAAAGUGGCAGAAAUAAACAAGCAUUCAAUUGUAGAAUGUGGGAGAGGAGGAGGAUCAAUAAAUAGUUUCUCGAGCGAAAGAACUUUUUAAGAGGAGAAAUAUGAGAGCCAAAGGAUAUUACUUUAAUUAGGAAGAGGGACAAUAGAGAGGAGGGAAGUAGGAGAUAAAGAGACCAGAACAACUGUUGAAAUCUAAAAAAAUAAAGAAGAACUUGAAAUUGAAGAAUAUGGAGAAGGGUAAACGUAGACAGAUCGAGAAGAAGCAAAGAAAGAAUAAAUUGUGA